Molecule: messenger RNA, 947 nt
Organism: Malus domestica (apple)
Lineage: Eukaryota; Viridiplantae; Streptophyta; Magnoliopsida; Rosales; Rosaceae
Source: RefSeq, a predicted model, not a curated record
AUGGAUGUAUCGGCCGGAGCAUUUUAUGAACCUAUUCUGGUAACUGAGUCUGUGAAAGAACUUUUGAACUACAGAGAACUGUCAAGGCCUUUGCCUGAUCGUGAUCGUUUGAAGGUGGAGAAGGCCUUAAAGGGGUUCAAGGUAGCACUUUCUUGUCGUGAUAAUAGAUCUUACAAAAUCACUGGGGUCUCAGUGGAACUGCUGAGCAAGUUGAUGAGGGACCGAGAGUUCAAGGUCACUCUCAAACUGGCUAGCAAACCAGAUGUGCAUCAGCCGCGACAGUUCCUGCUAAGCCAUCAGCAUGAGUCGCCUCAAGAUGCAAUUCAAGCUCUGGAUGUUGUUCUUAGGACCACACUUGAUGAAAAGUGCACUGUUGUCGGGAGGUCUUAUUUCGCCAUUGAGCCUCGGCAGAAAGUUGAUGUUGGUGCGGGUCUGGAAUACCGGGGAGGCUUUUACCUGAGCCUAGGGCCGACUCAACUUGGGGUCAUGCUCAAUAUAGAUGUAUCAACCGGAGCAUUUUAUGAACCUAUUCUGGUAACUGAGUUUGUGGAAAAACUUUUGAACCACGGAGAAGUGCCAAGGCCUUUGCCUGAUUGUGACCGUUUGAAGGUACUCUCCGUUUUUGUUUCGAUUUGUUUCAUGUUGUUUUGAUAGGCAAGGUAUCUAAAAGUAAAGCUAUAUGAAAAAAGUACAGGGUGAAUAUGCUGAGUUGAUAGUAAUUAACUUUACCUGUCUGGACAACGAAGUAGAAGCUAUAGGUUAUAUUUAUGCAGAUUUUGCUAGUAUAUAGGCUGAUCAUUCAGUUUUGAAGCUGCAUUUUGUGUAUAUAUCUGACUGAGAAAGGUGAUUUCACGUUCUGGAAACACUCGAGUCAUAUAUUUCACUGCUUCCCAACUAGUUAAAGUUGACUUAAAUGUGUCUGAAUAGCAAAACCUCUGUUAUCUCUC